ACAUCUGAGACAGUUACCUAAAAAACAUGAUGUACCACACAGCUGCAGUCAGCGUGUAGUUUCGUUGCCAUCAGCAAUAACCAUGUUUUGACGCACAUACAACAGGAAAUAUGAGAUCACGUGGGUAGUUUGGCACUGUUGACCUCUUGGUGGAGACAUGAGUAUCAGUGAAAUGGUCGCAGGAUUAGUCAUUUUCCCACCUCGUCAAACCACACCAAUCUGAAGAGACCCCUGCAUGCAUGAUGACAGGCUCUAUAAAUAGAAACAAACCCUAUUUAUAAGACUCCCAAACACUCAGGAGGGAAGCAGCAGCUUUUAUCAGAAGAUCUGACCGAUAACUUUCUUAUCCAUUUUUUUUUUAGAAUUAUUUGUAUUGUGUUUUGAGAUGCAUUGCCUGAGCAGGACGCCCAGGUCGUAUCUGCUGAACUCCUACAGUGAUUUACAGGAGGCUGAUGAGCUUUCCAGAGAAUCUUAUGAAGCCACCUGGUUAGACCUGCUGAUGGAAACCAGGCCAGAAUACAAGAUGACUCUUGUUGAGAAGGACUCCAUGAAAAAGGAGAGCUACGAAAGCAAGCAGGUGGUUCACUUCACAGUGCGCAGAUUCCCAAACCAGACCAUUCAGAUGGGCAGAGACAGGGAGCCAAUGCAGGAGUAUCGUUUACCAUACAAAAACAUUCUCCCAAUACCAAUAUUUGUGCCCAGAGACGUGACUCAGCCUGACGUGACCCGCUCGCCCUCACCCUCUACAGUCAAAUCCAGCACAGACACCGAGGCUAGUUUAAGCGGAGUGUGUCUUCAUAAGAGAGAGAUCUCGUCCAUCACGGAACACAAGCCAAUGGUAAUCCAACCCAGGAGUCCAGACUUCAGAGCGUCCAGCCUCAUCUCUCCACCGCGGGACACACUGCACUUCCAGAGACGAGAGUGAUGAGCUGGUGAAAGCUGACUGCCAUCAUGGACAUGGAUACACAGACGAGUAUGGUUUGUGACAUCUCUGCUAGAUCAUCAACAUCUAUUCAAAACUGACAGUUCUUGGAAAUAAGUAUGAAUUAAUGCUUUUUUGACUGUGAAUCUCACUCAUGUAUUUUUGAAAUUACAGCACACAAUAAAAAAAAAGAAUUAAAA
Danio aesculapii is the source of this 1122-nucleotide messenger RNA. RefSeq names its product telethonin. NCBI's taxonomy places the organism in Eukaryota, Metazoa, Chordata, Actinopteri, Cypriniformes, Danionidae. Bases 386 to 925 code for a protein of 179 amino acids. The record is from RefSeq and is a predicted model, not a curated record. Gene Ontology annotation, biological process: cardiac myofibril assembly; cardiac muscle tissue morphogenesis; detection of muscle stretch. Gene Ontology annotation, cellular component: Z disc. Gene Ontology annotation, molecular function: structural constituent of muscle; titin Z domain binding; titin binding. The transcript is spliced from 3 exons.